AUGACUGGAUCAGGACAGGCGCCCGCCGGUGGCAACACUGGCAAUUACGGGGGACAGGCACCCCAUCGAUCUUACGAAGACCGGGCCGCUGCCCGAGAACAGAUGAUGAGCAACAUCCGCGAGACCUCGCAGCAGGACCGCCGAGUCUAUGUCGGCAACCUCUCCUACGAUGUCAAGUGGCACCACCUCAAGGAUUUCAUGAGACAGGCUGGAGAGGUACUCUUUGCCGAUGUAUUAUUACUUCCAAAUGGAAUGUCGAAGGGAUGCGGAAUUGUGGAAUAUGCUACAAGGGAGCAAGCGCAGCAGGCGGUUGCUCAGCUCAGCAAUCAGAACCUGAUGGGUCGCCUUGUUUACGUUCGAGAGGUUGAUACUGACCUGAACGUUUUUCUCCAGGACCGCGAGGCCGAGCCUCGAUUCAUCGGUGCCACCGGUGCCAGCCGUGGCGGAUUCGGUGGUGGUGGUGGUGGCGGCAUGCCCGGAUUUAAUCAUGGGUAUGCAGGCGGUCCUCCUGGUGGUGGAGGCGGCGGCGGCGGCGGUGGCGGCCGUCAAAUUUACGUUGCCAACCUCCCAUAUACCGUCGGUUGGCAGGAUCUAAAAGACCUCUUCCGACAAGCAGGCAAAGCCCGAAUCGGCGGAGUGAUGCGUGCCGAUGUGCAUCUCGGAGCUGAUGGUAGACCCAAGGGCUCCGGAAUUGUCGUUUUUGAGAAUCCCGAGGACGCACGAAACGCCAUCCAACAGUUCAACGGCUACGACUGGCAAGGUCGUCUACUUGAAGUUCGCGAAGAUCGCUUUGCCGGCGGCGGCGGCAUGGGCUUCGGCGGUCGUGGAGGAUACGGUGGUGGAAUGCGCGGUGGCUUUGGCGGCCGUGGAGGCUUCGGUUUUGGUGGCGGCCGUGGAGGCUUCGGCUUCGGCGGACGUGGGGGUUUCGGCGGUGGCGCCCCUGGAGGUGGCCCUGGAGGCGGCCCUGGAGGCGGUCCUCCCGGUGGAAGUUUUGAUGCUUCUGCCGCGCCGGCAGUUGCCCCGAAUCCCUUCACCGACAAUGCAGCUGCAGGAACGGAACGAAGUGAGAUCAUUUAUGUUCGAAAUCUGCCAUGGUCAACCAGCAACGACGAUCUGGUUGAAUUGUUCACCACAAUUGGCAAGGUCGAACAAGCAGAGAUUCAAUAUGAGCCCAGCGGCAGAUCUCGAGGCAGCGGUGUUGUCCGUUUUGACUCAGUUGAAACCGCCGAGACGGCAAUCGCAAAGUUCCAGGGCUAUCAGUAUGGUGGCCGACCGUUGCACCUGAGCUUCGUCAAAUAUCUGAACCAACCUGGCGGCGACAGCAUGGAAACCGAUCCUCACGCUGGACUGACACAAGACCAGAUCAUGUAA
This is a messenger RNA of Trichoderma asperellum CBS 433.97, 1371 nucleotides long. NCBI's taxonomy places the organism in Eukaryota, Fungi, Ascomycota, Sordariomycetes, Hypocreales, Hypocreaceae. The record is from RefSeq and is a predicted model, not a curated record.